This is a messenger RNA of Oryctolagus cuniculus (rabbit), 8376 nucleotides long. The record is from RefSeq and is a predicted model, not a curated record. Lineage: Eukaryota; Metazoa; Chordata; Mammalia; Lagomorpha; Leporidae.
AUUCAUUUAUUUGAAGGCAGAGUAAGAGCAUCCCUCUGCUAGUUCACUCCCCAAAUGGCUUCAAUGGCUGGGGCUGGGCCAGGCGGAAGCCAGGAGCCUGGAACUCCAUCCAGGUCUCCCACAUGGGUGAAGGAGCCCAUGUACUAGAGCCAUCUUCUGCUUUCCUGGGCGCAUUAGCCGAAGCUGGAUGGGAAGUAGAGCAGCAGGAUUUGAACUGGUGCCCAUUUGGGAUGCUGGCGUUGAAGGCAGUGGAUUAACCCACUGUGAGGCAGUGCCAUCCCUCUCUGGUUUUCAUACUAGUAUUUCCCUAACAGAAUCUGCACUGCAUAACUCUGUUCUCUUUACUGCUUUGCUUGAUGCAGUAAUGGCUCCAGUUUGCUCUUUUGUCCCCACUAGAGGGAGUUGUAAAGCUAAUAUUUGUUUACAGUCUGUAUUAGUUGACUUAUUGAGUGGAAUUUUCUUGUUUUCCCCCUACAAAGUCCAAGAAACAAAUGGUUGAGUCCUCAGGCUUUUUUUUCUUUCCCCUGAUGUUUUUCUUUAGCUGUUUCUUACUCUUCAUCCAGAUUAUGCUUUGUGAAUUUCUCCUCAUAUGGUAUAGGUACUUGUCAGUGGCUGUCACAAUUGGGAUAGAAACAUUGAAUGUUGCUUGCUAGUACUGAAGCUUGCUUACAUACAUAGAGGUAGAAGUAAAUCUCUUACAGUGACUGGCUAAAUGCCACCUAGAGGAGAAGAGUGAGAAUGGGGAGAUUUAAGCUGUGGUGCCUGCUCUCAUUGGCUCAACCCUUCUCUGAGCUUUGUGCUCACCUUUAGAAAUGAAGGCUUGGCUUGCAGGAACUCCACUGUUCCUUCUGGGCCAAAAAUUCUAUCAUCUGUCAUCUGCAGUGCAGCUGUUACUUGUCUACUAAAUGUUGCCAUAUUUCCUUUUCAUAUACAUGGCAACCCAGACAAGGUCUUUCCUCUUAACACUAUGAAAUUGUUUAGCUGAUGAAAUGCAUUUUUGUAAAAUAUUCUGAACUCAGCAUAAUUCCUAAACUAAAGGGCUAACUGCCAAGUCAUUUUGGUCCUUUAUCAAUCUCAUGAUGGGCUUUUUCAAGUGUGAGGUUCUUUCAAAAACUUUUUAUUUAUUUAAGAGACAGAGACACAGAGAUAGAGGAGACAGACAUGCACACACACACACACACACACACAGCGAGCACAUGAGAGCAAGCACUCCCACAUAUGCUGGCUCAUCCCCUAAAGGCUUGCAGUGGACUGGUCUGAAGCCCAAAGCUAGAAACCUAAUCCAGGUCUCUCAUGUGAGUGUCAGGAGCUCAACUACUUGCGCCAUCACCAGUACCUUUCAGAGUCUCUGUUAGCAGGAAGCUGGAGUCAGGAGUCAGGAGCCGGAGCCGGGUAUUGAACUCAGGUAGUCCCAUGCGGUACACGGGGCUCUCAACUGCAGUCUUAACAACCAGGCUAAAUGUGUACCCCUUUAAGGAUGUUUUAAAGUCGCUUCUUGGCUAAAAUAAAGAUUCUGCUUAAUGUGUAUCCACAAAAGCAUUAUUUUAUAAUUCUGUUUUUAAAAUGUCAGAAUCUUUUCAGGAGUGUGCUUAGGUGGUAACCUAUUCUAAAGGAUUAUGACUGUUGGCAACUCCAUUUGGUUCAUUUCUCUUGGGAGAAGGUGCAUUCUGUGGUUUGUAAUGUGGGAACUUUGCUUUCUUCAACACUGGGGAUUAUAGGCUCUGGAGACAGUCUGUUAAUUUAAAUUGGUAAUCCUAGUAAGGUUUACAUGUGUAUUUUACAUUUUCCUUUGAACAUAGAUUUUCUUUUUUGAGGUAUGUGUGGGGGUGCUGCCCAACAUAGGUUCUUGUAAAGUGUUUUGUUGAAAAUGCUAUUUGAGGGAGCUGCCCACUCCCCCUACUCUUUAGGAAGCAGUAAAGGGAGAGGAGUUUAUAGAGUGAUUUAGAAUGUAUUUCAAUAGAAGCCAAAAUCAUAGCAAAUUUUUUUUCCUGAAGAAGGUAUCUCUUAAAUUAUUCAGUGCAAUUGACAGUCAAUAAUACCCCACUGAGAAGAUUGCCAGUUGCAACCAAAAAGCAGUCUGAUGAAUUAGAGUGAGAUGAAGUCUUGUCAUUUAUGAAGACUUCUCUCUGUUCUUGAAUCUGUUAUUUGGAAUUUGGGUGGAACUUUAAUGAUGAAAAUUUACAGAUUCUAAAAUUUUCCUUCCUUCCUGAUAACCCUUAUGGGUCAAUAGGGCAGCUUUGUGUUUUACAACACAAGGUUCGGUGACCAGUAGCCCAGUCAAUUUACAGUGUACUCGAGGGGACACUCUGAUCCUGGGACCUGGAAACAGUGGAGGUGGGAUGUUGUUCCUGAGUGGCGUUAUUACCAGGACUUGACUUCAUGUAGCUUCUCUCUGCCCUGAAAGUUACAGAAGCCAAAGAAUAUUUCUUAGCUAUGCCAAAGAACUUGAUGGAGAAAUUUUUUGGAGGUGAAUUAAGCUAUUUAAAAACUUUAGCAUACAUGUAAAAUAUCUUCCAAGACUCUAAUACUAUUGUGUCGAUUCUCCGAGUUGAUAAGUUUAUCUGUAGAUCCGGAGCAUUUUGAUCAGCUGAUUGCUUACACUCAAGUGAAUUUGCUACCACAGAUGCCGGGUUUGUUAAUUUCAUGGGUGUCACAAAGAAAGGUAUGAUAACUGCUUAAUUGUCAGGUAGCUUUUUCUGACUUAGUUGGGGGAGGCGAGAGGGAAGUGUGCUGUUCACAUGUGCCUGUGAAGGAUCCCCUGGAGGAUGAGGCUGUGUACUUGAACCUCGCUGAAGGUUUGGAAGAAAAUGUUCUUUCCAUUCAGGAGUCCCUACGAGUUGCAGCAGUUACUCACGGACCUUCCCCAUGACAUGCUGGACGAUGACCUCUCCUCGCCCGAGCUCCACUACUCGGACUGCAGUGAGGAUGGCACGGAGCAACAACCGCAUCAUUCUGAGCAGCUGGAGGCGAACUGGAACGAGCAUCAAGUGCUGCCCAAAUCUCAAAGUGUAAAUGGUUUAUAUGAAAAUAGAAGCAAAACUGAAGACGGACAUCUUGAGUACCAUCCUGAAGAAGGCGGAGAUGAAGGUGGAAGUGGGUACAGUCCUCCAAGUAAAUAUGAACAGACUGAGUUAUAUCGCCUUCCUGAGAACUUCAGGCCAUACACCAGUGGUCGGAAGCAGGAAUUCAAUAGCCAGCCAACCAAUGUCAUUACGUUUUCAGAUCCUCAGAGGAACCAUUUUCAGCAUCUUGGUUCAUCACAGAGUCCCAGUUGUCCAGCUUUGGAAUCAUACAAAGUGACAUAUAAACCUUUUCAGUCUUCAGCUCAGAAUAAUGGCUCACCAGUCCAGGAGGUGGCAAGAAGUGACACAUUUGAAGGCCUGCAACAACAAUUUUUAGAAGUUAAUGAAAGGGAUUCUGCAGAAAAUAUGCAGAUUAUUCAACUUCAGGUUCUUAACAAAGCCAAAGAGAGACAACUAGACAACUUAGUUGAAAAGUUAAAUGAAAGUGAACGUCAGAUUCGGUAUCUGAAUCACCAGCUUCUCAUGAUCAAAGAUGAAAAGGAUGGAUUGAGCCUCAGCCUUCGAGAAUCACAGAAACUCUUUCAGAAUGGAAAAGAAAGAGAAGUACAGCUGGAAGCACAGAUAAAAACGCUGGAGACCCAAAUACAAGCCUUAAAAGCCAAUGAAGAAAAGAUAAUCAAGAAGUCCAGAACAACUGAGAUGGCUCUGGAAAGCUUGAAGCAGCAACUGGUUGACCUUCAUCAUUCCGAAUCACUUCAACGAGCUAGAGAGCAGCAUGAGAACAUUGUCAUGGGCCUCACCAAGAAGUAUGAAGAGCAAGUGUUGUCCUUACAGAAGAAUUUGGAUGCUACAGUUACUGCACUUAAGGAACAGGAAGAUAUUUCCUGUCAUUUGAAAGAUCAUGUGAAACAACUGGAAAGGAUUCAAGAAGAAAUCAAAUUAGAAAAGACUGAGAUCAUUAACAGGUUGACAAGAAGUCUAGAGGAGAGUCAAAACCAGUGUGCCCACUUGUUGCAAUCAGGCUCAGUACAGGAGGUGGCCCAGCUACAGAUCCAACUGCAGCAAGCACAGAAGGCGUAUGCUAUGAGUGAGAGCAUGAACAAGGCUUUGCAGGAAGAAUUAACAGCGCUAAAAGAAGAAAUUUCUCUCUAUGAAUCUGCUGCAAAACUAGGAAUACUUCCAACUGAUUCAGAAGGAAAGUUAAAUAUAGAACUCAGUGAAUCAUAUGUGGAUUUGGGUAUUAAAAAAAACAAGCAGAAGAAAUCCAAAGUUAACAGCAUAGUGCAGCAAGAAGACUCAAAUGAAGAACUUUUGAAAGAUGAGGUCAUCCUAAAGUUGAAGGCAGAAGUGCAGCGUUUGCUGGAUAGCAACUCAGUGAAGCGUCAUCUGGUGUCUCAAUUACAGAAUGACCUCAGAGGCUGUCAUCAGAAAAUUGAAGAACUCCAACAACUGAAGGAUGAGAAAAGCAAUGGAGUGGAGAAUAAAACUUCGGAAAAACCAACAAAUCAGUUAUGGCCUGACCCUUCUACGUUUGAUAUGAUUGUCAGAGAUGACAUUUUGCAACUUAAAAAUGAAAUUCAAGUUUUACAACAACAAAACCAGGAACUUAAGGAAACUGAAGAAAAAUUGAGAAAUACAAAUCAAGAUUUAUGUAAUCAAAUGAGACAGAUGGUACAGGAUUUUGACCGUGAUAAACAAGAAGCUGUGGACAGGUGUGAGAGGACUUACCAGCAGCACCAUGAAGCCAUGAAAGCCCAGAUCCGGGAAAGCCUCUUGGCAAAGCAUGCUUUGGAGAAGCAGCAGCUCUUUGAGGUUUAUGAAGGGACUCACUCGCAACUUAGGUCUGACUUAGAUAAGAUCCAUAAGGAGAUGGCUGCUGUGCAGGAAUGUUACCUAGAAGUGUGCAGAGAGAAGGAUAAUCUAGAACUGACUCUCAGGAAGACCAUUGAGAAGGAGCAGCAGGCCCAGGAGAAGAAGAGACAGCUAUUGGAGGAAAGAGAAGAAUAUGUAAGCAAACUGCAAUUGAAACUUGAAGAAAAGUACCAAGAUGCUCUUAUGGUGGAAAAGAAAAAAUGGCUGAAAGAACAAGAAACUGAUAUUAAGCAGCAGGUUGAAAAUGAAGUGGUGUUAGCCAAAGCAUACUGGGAUAAGGAACAGAAAGAGAUCAAACAAAAACUCAUCCAACAACUUGAAAAGGAGUGGCAGUCUAAGCUGGAUCAAACUAUAAAGGCACUGAAAAAGAGGACCUCCGAUUGUGGCAGCCAAACCGACCAAGUAACCACCCUUGAUGUUAUUUCCAAGAAAGAGAUGGCAGACAUGAUAGAAGAGCAGAAGCGAAAGAUCCAGCAAGAUUUAGAACAGGAGAAGGAAGUAGCUAUCAAGGGGGGUCUGAAGAAGCUCGAAAUCGAAUUGGAGCUCAAAUACUGUGAAAAUAUUGCCAAACAGGUGGAAACAGCGGUACAAAAUGCUCGUCAUCGGUGGCUGGAAGAACUGCCUGAGCUUGCGGAAUAUAAAGCGCGUGUCCGAGCAGAGCAAAAGAAGUGGGAAGAGCAGCAAGCAAUCUCUGUGGCCAAACAGAUAUCACUUGCUGUUUGCGAAGCUAAAGAGAAAUGGAAAAGUGAACUUGAAAAUAUGAAGAAAAAUGUCAUGCCUGGAAAGGAACUGGAAGAAAAGAUUCAUUCUCUUCAGAAGGAGCUGGAGUUAAAGAACGAGGAAGUCCCAGUGGUUGUCAGGGCUGAGCUGGCGAAGGCCCGGAAUGAAUGGAAUAAAGAAAAGCAAGAAGAAAUUCAGAGAAUUCAAGAACAAAAUGAGCAGGAUUACCGACAGUUUUUAGAUGAUCAUCGAAAUAAAAUUAGUGAGGUGCUUGCGGCAGCUAAAGAAGACUUUGUGAAACAAAAGACUGAACUGCUUCUUCAGAAGGAGACUGAAUUACAAGCAUGUCUAGACCAGAGUCGUAGAGAAUGGACCGUGCAGGAGGCCCGGCGGAUAGAGCUGGAAAUCUCUCAGUAUGAGGAGGACAUCCUCACCAUGCUGGGAUUUCUCUUAAGGGAUACUCAGAAGGAGUGUGUCAGUGGGUCAGAGGACUCACAGCUCAUGGAAAUAAUGUCCAUUUGUUCUUCGAAAUGGGUGUCUGUGCAAUAUUUCGAAAAACUAAAGGCCUGCAUCCAGAGAGCAUUUCAAGAUACACUCUCCUUACUUAUUGAAAAUGUCAGCCUGGAAUGGGAAAAGGCAAGUAUGGCUAAGAUCUCUGCGGAUCCUGCCGCCCAGGGCAUUGGCAGAGGAGACCUGGGAGCAACAGCAGCCCUUCCUGCGUCUACUUCUGGACACCGCGCUCAGCCACUGGCCUGGCAAGAAACAGCAGCAGAAGCUGAUAAGAAAAAGAUCCUUGAAAUUAAGAAUUUAUGCUGUGGACCCUGCUUUCAAGAACUUGAAAAGGCAAAGCAGGAAAGUCAAGAUCUGAAAAGAAAACUGGAGAAAUGCUGUAGGCAUCUUCAGCACUUAGAAAGGAAGCACAAAGCUGUAGUGGAAAAAAUUGGAGAAGAGAAUAACAAAGUUGUUGAAGAAUUAAUAGAAGAAAACAGUGACAUGAAGAAUAAAUUGCAAGAAAUGCAAGCACUUUGUAAAACACCACCAAGGUCUUUGUCAGAAGGGGCCAUUGAAAAUCCUUGCCUGCCAUGCCACAGGGAAGCCUUAGAGGAACUUCGUGGGCAGUACAUAAAAGCUGUAAAAAAAAUUAAACGUGACAUGCUUCGUUACAUUCAGGAGAGUAAGGAAAGAGCUGCGGAAAUGGUAAAAGCAGAGGUAUUGCGAGAACGCCAAGAUACUGCCCGAAAGAUGCGCAAAUAUUAUUUGACUUGCCUCCAACAGAUUUUGCAGGAUAAUGGAAAAGAAGAAGGGGCUGAAAAAAAGAUUAUGAAUGCUGCUAGCAAACUUGCUACAAUGGCAAAAUUGCUGGAAACGCCUAUUUCUAAUAAAUCCCAGAGCAAACUUACACAGUCAGUAGCCCUGCCCCUGGCUUCGGAGACACUGAUUGGAGUUGAAAAAUCAAAAAGAAAUGAAGUGCUUCAGAAUACAGCACGUUACAUUGAAAGCAGAUCAAACAGCGUCAAAAGUAUCCCCAAAAGUAUGUGUGAGCAAGUUCCUAAGAGGAGGGCUGCUUGUAACUUACGACGGCGGUUAGAGGACUCGGAGCACGGGGACACAAAACAUGUGGGUUCCAAAGGGUCCCUUUCGGACUUUCAGUUUGGAGAUAGUAGUGGCAAGCACCUAGAUGUUUUGCCCAAGAAUGUUUCUCCUGAGUUUGUUCCAUGCGAAGGUGAAGGAGGCCUUGGUUUGCACAAGAAGAAAGACCUACUCAGAGAUACUGGUUCUGAGUCACUUCCACACUCAGCCACAUACCCCUGCCCUGGAACCUUUGGAAAUAAACCCUCACCUAGAUGUGCCCCUGGUCUUUUUGAAUCAGGAUCCACACACAUCACCUUUCAGGGUGCUAAGGAAAAGCCUCUUUUGAAAGGAUACACACACAAUUCACUAAUGGCAAGUGAAAAUGCUCUGUCCGAGGAAAGCCAAAGCCUGGGUGUUCAGGAAACUCCGGUAAAGGAUGGAGGGGACCCUAGUGACUCCUUAGGCUGCCAUCCCACCAGUGCAACUCUACCCUGUAACAGCCCCGAAGUGUCAUUUUUACACAGUAGGCCGCAAAACACCUUGGAUAUACUGGGUGAAUCUGUUCAUUUCAAACAGUUUUCAGCAACCAAUUGUCUUUCAGAUACAGAGAAAAAUAAUAUGGUUUGUCAACCAAUGAAAUGUCAGAGUGAUCAUGUUCCAGACCUGUCAGAAGAAACCACGUAUUCCCAGCUAGGGAAGAUCAGUGUGACUCUUGGACACCCACCUCAUCCUAAGGCUGAUAACUUAAAGUCAGACUUCCAAACACUGAGCAGGACAGUGCCAACUUCAAUGUGUCGACAGCCUGCAAGGAAGUUAAUUCCUCCCCUGUCUAGCCAACAAGAUAGUGGCUUUGAUAGCCCAUUUGUCAAUCUAGAUUAAUCACUGAACAGUUUUUAAGAAGAAUCAUUAACAUAUUGAUCAAAUUACAAGGAAAGACUUCAUACUGAAAAAUUGUGGAUUUCUGCCUAUCUUGAGAUGUUUUAAUAACAUCUAUUAUAUGAGUAAAGCAUUCUCAUAAAGCUGUUUGGGAUAUUUAUGUUGCCUUAAUCUUCCAAAGGCCUGAUGGUAUAUGUGUAAUGUGCUUCUGUGUGGUGCUUAUAUUUGGUUGCUAAACCAUAUAUUUUUAUACUUACAAAUUGGCUCACUAUGUAGUGUUAAAUUAUUUAAAUAAACUUGCAUAUGAUCUGUA